Messenger RNA from Drosophila persimilis, 5331 nucleotides. RefSeq lists its product as uncharacterized. Bases 33 to 5114 code for a protein of 1693 amino acids. Lineage: Eukaryota; Metazoa; Arthropoda; Insecta; Diptera; Drosophilidae. The transcript is spliced from 8 exons. The record is from RefSeq and is a predicted model, not a curated record.
AAGGCGUCUUUUUUGUAUAUGUAUAUUUUGUGAUGGCGCCGCCCAUUAAACGUGUUGUGGACCAAGCUAGUAAUACGGGCCGCAGCAGUGGAAGCAACAACCACGCGACCAAUUCCGUGGGCACUGGUACCGGCGCAGUGCCCAAACAGCAACAGACAAAUUCAGGUGGAGCCGCCGCACCUGCCAACAGAUCGGCACGUUCCAGACGCCAUCAGGAGCAUCUGGGAGAGCCAGACAUGGACUUUGUGGAACCUCUGCAACGGGAAACACUAAAAACACUAAAUGAUCUGCUGCAGCGAACUCGCAUCACCAACGGGCAGAUCCGCUCCCAGGAGGACCAACAGUCUGCCAUAUCAACAACCACAUCGCCAGGAGUACAGCAACACCAGCGGGAGGCACUGCGUCAUUUGGCUGCGGAGCACAACAGCUACGACCCAACAGAGCAAUUGCAGGAGCAGCAGCAGCGCUAUUGCUUUCCCGUCCGUCCCGUGCAGCGAGUCCAGCAUCAGCCGUCAACUGCUGCCCCGCCUUCCGCGUCGUCGGCGCUGCUACGUUUGCGUCAAUCGACGCCCCCGAAUGCCACAGUAGGUGUGGUCAUACCCAACGCGACCACAACCAACGGCAACGAAGAGCACUUGAUUCAGUUCGCCGGUGGACUGCAGACGCUUGUCCAACGAUUGCUUGGCGUCGCCUUGGGCCCCCGAGGCGAAGGAGCUCGCCCACAGCUUGAGGUUUUUCGCUCGCUGAUGGAAUUCGAUGAUAAUUUGAAUAACAGCAGACUGCAAACGAACGGAAUCUUAGCGGAGCAGCUGAAGAACAUGGUGCACGAGAUCAAUCCCAGCGUCGAGCAGGAAGAGGGCAUUGUCAAUUCCACCAGCCUGGAGGAUGUGGCAUUGAGUGAGAUGAGCGACAAUCGCGCCCAGUCGAUACAAUCGCUGCAUAGCGUCCUGGAGACGCCCACACCCGAUGCAACACCUAGCUUCGAUGAGCUGCAGCAGCGCCUGGAUGCCUCCAAUCGAAAUAUGCAGCAUCUUCAGGAUGAGCAGGCCAAGCUGGUGCACAUUCAGAAUAUGGCCAAAACGCAUCUCAGCGAGAUGGAGCAGCUGCGCCAGCAGGCCAGCCACAUGCCUCACUCGAGCAACGGCGGCGAGGGGCCCAACUAUGAGUCGGUGCAACAGGUCCAGGACGACAUGGCCUCGCUGGUGGGGCGCAUGAAAUGUCUCACCGCAUUUAUACAUAAUCAAAACGAGCUGAGCAGCGUCCUGGGUGACGACGGUCCAGAGAUCCUGGCCGAGCAGGAGGCUCUGCAGGAGAAGCUCGAAUCGUUGCGCAGUCAGCGCGAGGAUAUGCGGAAUCUCGUCGAUCAAUUGAACAUCAUCAAUCAAUCGGCUAAGGAGACCUGUCGGGCAGUGAGAGAAGCCAAAAACGAUACUCCACCACCGGCCAAUCCGGUGCCGGCUCCGACUCCUGCCGCUGAUCCAGUGUCCACCACGGAUCGCGUGGUUCCCGUGGAGUAUCAGCGGAAUGUACCCAUCCUGCGGCAGGAGGCGGCCAAUGCCGCUCAGCGUGCACACCACGCCCAGACCAUGAUUAACCAAAAGACGGCAGACAUUGAUGCCCUCAAGGCACAAAUGGCCCGGCUCAAGGGCAUGCUGAAUACGGUCAGCCAGAUUGAGGAUUCAACGCCGAGCGUCGGUGACCUUUUAGAGCGGGAGCGGGAACUGGAGAGUGCGAGCAUCGAACGACAGCUGCUCCCAGACGAUCUUAACCAUCGUGUGCACACCCUCAGCGAUGUCACGUCGGAGCUGAGGGCCGAGGCAGCCAGCCUGCAAAAGGAACGCGACCGUAUCUUGGCCUUGAAGGCGGAGAUCGAGCGACGCAAGCAGCAGGCGGCCGCCGCCGUCCAGAUGGGCGAGGAGGCGCUGAAGAGAAGCAGCCUGACGCCGACGCCCACGCCCAUGAGGCAGCGUGAAGAAGCGCAUGAAGAGGAGCCCUCCGAGGUAGAGACCUCCUUGCAGGCCACUCCCCCUCGGGAGCAACUGCACGACGAAUUGCGACUGCAGUGCGAGCGUCUGCGGAAGGAAUACGAGCAGAAGCAGCGCGAGCUCGAGCAACGCUACAUGAAUAGCAACAACACCACCUCGGAGGCAGACGACGAGGGCAACGAUGACACCGAUAGUGACAAGUACUUUGCCAAUGUGCGCACGGCAUCCUCGGCCACCCUGAAACGUGCUCCCUCGGCCAGCACAGUGGUGGAGCAGCGACGCGCGCAGCCAGCCAACAACCCACCACCUCCUCCUAUCCACAAUGAGGAGGAUCUCAAUGUGACCAUCGAUACGCUGUCGCUUGGCAACGAUAGCCUGCUCUCGAGCAGCGCUAGAUCGCAGUACAUGCCACCGCCCAUGGCGCCAGUACAGGGUAUGUGGGCAUCGCACAAUGCCAGCAAUGCCUGGAAUGCUGCUCAGCAACCCAUCUAUGCCCAAGCGCAGCCCAGCAACGUAGAGUGCAAGUCAGCUCCGAAUGCACCACAGGCCACAUCCUCUAAUGCCUCCGGCUCGAAUACCACCGCCGAUGCCGUGAUGUUGCAGCAGUUCAUGCAGGCCCAGCAGAUGCUUAUCAACUCGGUCUGCCAGUGCAAUCAGAGCUUGUGGCACCAGCAGCGCGAGAUCGAUAAUCUCACCAAUCAAGUGCAUGCGCUCCAGGAUCGCUUAAACGUUGCGGGAUGUCAGGAUCAUAGCUACGGCUUGCGCUCAGAGUCUGUGCCGCCGCCGAACCUCUCGGUGGGGGCUCCCAUUCUGGGCCAAAUGCCCAACAAUUUGUGCCUGGGCGGCAGUAACCACCGGGCCCAGUCUGAGCAGUUGUUCACUUUCGGCGCCCAUCAAAGUGGCCACCAGAGCGCCUUUAGCAACUAUCAGCGCAGCUGUCACCGUAAUGGGGGAACGGCAGGAAGUGUUUACAGCACCAGUAGCGAUGCCCAUCAGCAGCAGCAGCAGCCGUUCCUCAACAAUGCGGCCCCACCACCGCCACCGACACACUUCAACAACGAGACGCCGCUGUCUCCACCCUCAUAUCGCGCCAGUCCGGGACCCAUCUUCAUGAAUCACCACAACAACACCAUCCACCAGAACAAUGCGAAUCUGCGCACCCAGAAUCAGCAUGCCAACAAUUUGCAUUCGCUGCCAGUGGCUGGAGUAGGAGCAGCUGUCGCACCACCGCCACUGCAGCCGACGCUGAAUAACCAGGUGCCGCCCGGCAAUCGUGCCAACAACUACUGGGAUAACUUCCGAAGCUACUCACGGCAGAAUCUGCUCUCCAACAAGAGCAAUGAGGAGCUGAAUGUGGACCAUCAGCAGUAUCGCCGUCAAAGGUCGCGUCUCAGCUAUUUUCCGUCGCAUGGUGCCGUGCCAUGCUCGCGCAGCACCUCCGCCGCAAGCCUAUCUUUCCAACAACAACCGCAGCAGCAGCAACGGCAGCACCACUUCUUCGAGUCGUCUCCACUAACAAGCUCUUUGCAUGGCAGCAGCUGCAUCAUCAACAGCAAUAAUCUAAACAAUACCACUAGUGGGGGCAGAAAGCGGGACUGGCGGGACGAGCCACAGCUCGUGGACGAGGACUUGGACGAGGUGGAGGAGAACAAUGACAAUGCCAUCUAUGGCGGUGGCAGGCGACGUAAUCGUCGUCGUCCGGCGGCCUCCCCACUGCUUGAUGAUGAUGCCGAUCAGUCGAGCUCUUCCAAUUUGGUCAACAUGAACGUCAACUUCGGCAACAGUCCAUUGUAUCAGCGCAAUAAGGUGCCGGCCAAGCCCUCAACUUCGGCAGUUUCACUAACACCACUACAGCAGCGUCAUCUGCGCUUUGAUUUCGAGCUGCCAGCGCAGUAUAUCGACUACGACUUGCCUCAGGCCGCGGCGGCUGCACCAGCGGCACCACCCAUCGAUCCUUCCGCCUUCAAUCAAGAGGCAGGAGGAGUGCCAGCGGAUGAAUCCAAUGCUUUGGAGCAGAGCGAGGAGACCGCCUCCGAGGAACUGAAUCGGAAUCUGCUUGUUAAUGCAUUGAAAAACGAUAAGUUCACGACCAAGUUCUACGAAUCCAUCAAGGAGGAUGUCUACAGGCGGUUGGAAACGCUAUUCGAGCAGCAGCAGCAGCAACAGCAACAUCAUCAACAGCUGCAGCAGAGCCAGGAGACGCAUAGCCUGAGGAAGGCCCUCAACCAGGGAACUUCCCUGCCUGCACAGGCGGCACAGGAGCAAGAGAACGAGGCAGAGAACGAAGCUUCUAAUGCGGAGGGCACAGAAAGCCGCAGCGAAACACCUUUGGAGGUGAUGAGCCUGCAAUUGGACAAUGACAGGCCAGAGGACGAGAAGGGAUCCCCUUCGAAGCCAGCCCAGAACGGGCACGCCCAAGCCCUGGAGCUGAGCGAGGCGGCAUACGCAGGCUCCGGUUCCGCUUCUGCUGUUAGGACAGAGAACGAAGAGCAAAUAAUUGAGGCGGCCCUUGAGCCUGCCACAUCGGCGGGGGCGGGGGCAGUGACCAGCGUGGAGCUGGCUCCGGAUCACGAGCUGAUCGAGUACAUCAUCAAGCGCAUUCGCAACCAGACGCACAACAACACUAUUAUUAACGACUCCCUGCUGGCCGAGGUCUCCAAGCUGACGGCGACGGCCGCACAAAACUCUGCCGCCAAUUGGGCUCAAAACACUUCCUCGCCCCUCAUUUCGCCCAAGCGGAUCUUCGCCAAGAUUAAGAAAAUGGAUAUACCCCGGCAACGGGAUGAGUUCCUUAUCUGGUAUCGCUCGUAUUUGGAGCAACUCUUUGUUGUGGAGCAUCCGAAAGCAGACUGCCAAGCCAAGUCAAAAGUGUCCUCCACCAGCAGCCCCAAAAAGCAGACAAAUAAGCGAGUGCGCAAGCAGUCUCAGUCCCAAUCACAGGACUCCAACAAUGAUGCCGAUCUUGCCGAGGCUGACCAGAAGAAUGUCUCCUCCUCCAACGGAAACGGGGAGCUCGAGUGCGAAAACAACGAGAAUCCCGACGAGGAGGCCGAUGCUGAUACGCAUGCGGAUGGCCUCGCUGCCGGUGAUUCGGGGGAUGGGGGAAAGCAGGAUAUCAGUCUAAACUAGCAACGAUAUACCCAACCCUACGUACACACCCACACAUACACAUUCCUAAUCGCACGUAAAACAUAAGACACUUACAUAUACACGCUAGGGGAAUCCUCGCUCACUCUCCAUCUUCAUCGCUAGAAAGUGGUAAAUUUUUGUUCGUGUUUCCGUUUAGUUUUCAUUUCGCGUUUUAGUUAGUUGUAUAACUACUUUAAAUUACAUUAUAACAAUUAUA